AUGCGGCUCUCAAUUCUUCGACCCCUGAUGCGGGCGCGUUUGGCCCCUCAAAAAUUUUCACCUGCAGCCUUCGUGCUAGCCAGAUCUUCAUUCCAUAAGACCGCUGUACUCAGACACGACGGUCUUUGGACUUCAACGAAGAGAGAAAGCAAUGAGCCAUAUCUCCACCUGGAAGCUGUCCAAAGUCCAAUCAGUGCGGCCCACAUCCAGGCACAGGAUCUACUCGUCGUUGAUCGUAUUCUAGAGCCUCAAACGGUUAUGCAGUUCGUUGGGUUUCUAUUCGGAAAUCCACUUCCCGAUGGCACUCGCCCCUCAUCAAUCGCUACUCUACCUGUAGAGGAGCUCGCUCUGAUACAGGGCGGCGAUCCUGUACUUGGUGCUGAUAACAAGACUAUCAUGCACCGUAUCAUGGGCUAUAUUGGCUCCAACGAGGACACCAGUCGCCUCUGCGGUGUUGGCAAGAAUAUCCAGUCUCUCAAAUCUCGCCUUUGGUCAGGCAUCACCCCCUUGAGUGAUCAAAGAUGGAAAGAAAAAGGGCUGCAUCUUCCAGAAAAUUUUGAUCAAGCCUGCCAGAAUCUGGGAGCUGUGGUCUCGGUGUUUGAGUACUUGAAUGUCCCGGAGGUUCAAAAUAAUCUUCGCGAGACGUUCAAUCUCAUUUACGAUGCCUGGAGCGAUCUAGAGGCGGUUAUUAAUCAACACAGAGCUGGAACGGGUGCAGAGCCUGUCGUUAUCGCUGAUCUCUGGACUUUGUUCAUGUCAGUUCAUCUAGAGGUCAUGACCCAACGGGCGCAUAAAUGGGUCACACACCAUGUUGAUACCUUGCGAGCCCCAUAUAUGCAAGAUCUAUUGACCUAUGAGCCUUCGGAUCAAGUGACUGGUGAACCAGAUGCAAAGCAGUGGCAAUUGGGUGAUGCGCUGCAUCUCCUGCUGGAAACUUCUAUUCGGGCGGAUCAUACAAUCAUGAUUCCAAUGGAAGGCUAUAAGGGGUAUAAAGCUACAAAAAAGGAAAGUGGACCACCAGAAAUGCACUCUGCUCAACAUAGCGAGAGGGGAGCGGCGUAUUCCCAGCGUGUGAAAGAUCUCAGCCACAAAAUUCCUAUAGACAGAUUGCUUGAGGCGUUUGCCAAAGGUGAAAAGCGCAGGGACCUUACUUUCUCGGAAAGCCUCCACGGGGGUGCAACAGAGCAAAUUGAUGCUCAGAGGCAAAUUAGGAGAGAGCUUCGUGGCAGUUCACUCGAUUCCACUUUUCAGGAGCCCUGGAUGAUGUCCAAGUUGAAAAGGCUCAAAUUAUUGGAAGAGAACGAUCUACCAAAAGACUCUGGUCUUGCCAUUUAUCGUCUGACCCAUGGACAGCCUGAGUCGGAAUGGUUGGAAUUCGUCAAGAGACUCGAAGACCAUAUAUCUGAUUGGGGGGCCGGUCAGGAUGGCAGUGAUUCUAUCAAGCCAUAUCUGAAGCUCCACUGGCUGGAUGGGAAGGAAUUGGGUUUGGCAGAAAAUGACAUCGAAGCAGCAAAACAACAUUUUAACGAGACGUUGGAUGGUUCCGAGUGUCACAAUACGCCUCCCUUAGCGCUAAAUUCUAAAGCAAUUCUUGCCAUUGAUUCAGCCUCCUUUGCAUCAUAUAUGAGCAACUCGUAUGAUGCUAAAAGGUCCUCUGUGCUGCCGGGUGAUUCAACGGGAUUCGUUCUCGCUAUUGACCCCGAAUUUGAUCCUGAGAUUGGAUUCGAUAGACCGGAAGAAUCCCCCGACUACAGGGGCCAGAUGCGUAUUCUCGGAAGUCUGGUCUGGGGCGACUUGUAUGCUAUACUGGAGUCGCAGUCUGGGGGGCUCGGAGACCUCUGGCCUCUAGCCAUGCACCAUCCGGAUCAGGUUUACGUUGGUCCAGUCAUCCCAAUACAAAGACUUAACUGGCAGGCCCAGAAAGAAGGUCAAUGGAAUGUGGUAUCUGAGGCAAUGGGCUAUCUGGGGAAAUCUUUGAAGUAA
Messenger RNA from Penicillium manginii, 1983 nucleotides. RefSeq lists its product as uncharacterized. The coding region runs from base 1 to 1983 and encodes 660 amino acids. Lineage: Eukaryota; Fungi; Ascomycota; Eurotiomycetes; Eurotiales; Aspergillaceae. The transcript is spliced from 3 exons. The record is from RefSeq and is a predicted model, not a curated record.